This is a messenger RNA of Kwoniella botswanensis, 5754 nucleotides long. RefSeq lists its product as uncharacterized. The transcript has 5 exons. Lineage: Eukaryota; Fungi; Basidiomycota; Tremellomycetes; Tremellales; Cryptococcaceae. The coding region runs from base 1 to 5754 and encodes 1917 amino acids. The record is from RefSeq and is a predicted model, not a curated record.
AUGACCGAUUCGACCUACACCCGUCCACACUCUGCAUCACCAUCGCGAUCUGUCAACAGAAAACGUGCCGCUUCGACAUCUGAGAAGAAACAUCCCCUUGCAGGUAGGAGAACGCCAUCCGGAUCAAGUCAUAAGAACGAAGGUUACAGCGAGAACACCCAUCAGCGUGGAGGACUCUCAGGGGAUGUCGGGGGUAGAGCAUUAAAGGAGAAGGACAGUGGGAGGAAUACCCCAAUGAAUGGGUUGGAAAAAGCCCCAAGUCUGAAUGUAGAUAUUAGGAACUCACUUAUACUUCCUUCGCUGUCACAACGAUUCUCCGUCCUCCUCCCCUCGCUUUCUACCGCGCCAGAAGAAUCACUCCGAUCGCUCCUCGCAUCACAGCGAGCAAGACACCAUGGACCAGCGUUAACAGAGGAAGAGGAAGAGCUGCUCUUCGCGGAGAUGAGGGAUGCGGCUCAGGAGGAUCAAUGGGAUGGAAGACCACCUCAAAUGGAUGAGAAUUGGGCUAGAAGUGGAUUAGGCGUCAGCAAUAAGCCAACUCGUGCGGGAGGACUACCGUCAUCAGCAUCAUCGCCUUCAUUGCUCACCACGUCUACAUCCAGUCCCUCAGUCUUGUCUACUUCUGAUGACCGUGGUCAAAGUUAUGCGCCUUCAACUCCAGGAAGCUUUCUUGCAUCACCACCACCAACUUCCAAUUCCUUUUCAUCGUUCCAGACGUUUGGCGUCCGCUCUUCACCCGAUACUUCUACCAAUGCAGGGUUCAAGACCAAGUCGUAUGGAUUUAGUGGUGGAUCAGGUAUGAGAGAAGCGGAGUAUAUCAGGAAAGUUAAGAAAUCGUUCAGUCAUAAAGAUCUCAAAAAUGGUUCCGGCUUAGGUUCGCUCCCUUCAAGAAAAAGUGAACAUACACCCACAAGAGAAAACAUACCUCUACCACCUGCAAUCUCUCCCGAGAAAGCUAAUGCAUAUUAUCAACCUACGAAACGACCGGAAAGUCCAACUACUUCUGAGAAAACUGCUACGCCAACUUUGAUUUCCAUACCUAACAUCUCAUCGUCAUCGUUGCCUAGAUACAAGAAUGGUCACUCACCCUCCUCAUCGCUCAACCUGAACCCUCCUACACCUAAUUCUGCUGAGGACCAGAUGUUCGCUGGGAAACAGCAAAGAACGAGAAAGAGACAAUCUAGGUUAGACGGGCUAUCACCUGCUCAAGUAAAGCGAAUCUCUUUGGCUCUGCAAGAGAUUGGUGGUCAGCUGAAAAGAGGAAGUAUGACUGUUCAGGCUGUACCCGAAAGGGCGAAAGAGCAAUCAACCUCAGAAGAUGUGGAAGAAAUGCUAGAUCCAGAAUCGAGGAGAGUAUCUCAACUCGACACUGAAAAUGAGAGUAACAGGGCAAGGAGACCGUCGGAUCUUCGAUCUGAAGAUUCCUGUCAAUCUGCUACAUCUUCCGUGUUCCCGUUCCAGAUGUCACCUACCAAUAGCACUUUCACUGGCACUACGACGGAACCUUCAUCACCAUCAAGAUUACCUCCUUCACCUAGAACGCAUAACCUCCUCGCUCAUGUGGAAGAACCCCUCCCACCUAUACCUAUGCCAGUUUUCACACCUACCCGAAGUCAGCCUGUACGCCACCAACCAACAUUAUCCAACUCAUCGACUUCGACUGUUGCUCCCAAUCAACCGGUCUACAUUCCAGGUCAGCCGCGACCUAUCAGAUUGACUCACCAUUCUCAAUCUAGUGUGUCAUCCAGAUCAGCUACGCCCAGUAAUCAGUCGCCUCUUGACGCCAUCCGCACUGCUGUUUCUCCAGAUAACACCCCUUCUCCCAUCCAAGGUAUGCCUGCGAUAGCUGAACGAAGUACGUCCCUAGGACGUUCAAGAUCUGUCAAUCCAGCGCAAGUCACCCCUACCAAAUCCAUUUUGUCUGGGGAUUAUGAUGGCUCAAGCGGAUCUACGAAUGGCACAAGAAGGAGAGCCGGUACGAUAGGCGAUGCACCGAUGAAUCGAAGACUGUCUUCAUCGUUAUCGAGCCACCCUACCACACCCGAUAUCAUCGAAGAAGAAGCUGAGGAAACCCCUUCGGAUCGUGGUGAAUACUCAUCUGGUCCGCAAUCGAUCGAAGAGUUCGUACCUGAAGUGAAACAAGUCGUCGGUCGCCAUAGUGUAGCCAACUCGCGAACGACAUCGUCGAAUUCCAUCCAUCAAUUACACCAUAAUUUAGGCUGGGAACUUGCACCUGGUCAAGAACCGUUCGAAAGAUCCGUAUCGGCCCAAGGUACGAUUGACGAAUCUCCCAAUCCCACCCCGCCAGAAGCGAAUGAUGCGCCCCAGUCACCAACAAAUACUCUUCGACGCCAAACAUCUUCAACCUCGAUUAGCUCGAGUUUCUCUGAAGACGCGCCAGUCCCCGGCGAGAUCGUCUGGGCAAGCGUGUUCAAUAGUGAUUCUCCCAAUGGCUAUGAUGUCGGUUCCGAUGGUAUGGUCUCGCCUGAACCUUGCAAAGAAGCUGAGGUGCUUCGGAAGAUGAGUGGUAUGGGCAUGGAAGAAUUGAUGUUGUUACAAGAGAGAUUGGUCAUGAAAGCCAAAGCAGAGCGAGAAGCACUGAGAGGAGAUGUCGAGGAUAGUGCAUUCGUGCCAUAUUCCCCGCCUAUGUCGGCGGAAGCUUUCUCACCAAUUCAAAGAGCUAUGUCGCCCAUACUUCGCGCGACCUCUCCUGACCUUGCUAGACCGAUCAGUCCACCGCCCCCAUCAUCAUGGCGAUUCCCACCUGCAGAACUACCUCCACCUUCCUCUCAAAACACCACCCCUUCGCAAGACAAGAGCACACUACCAUCUUCUGUGGAUACCCAUAUUAUGACGCCGCCUCUCACCGGCAGCAGUACUGCUGCUUCGGUUUCUCGUUCUGGAUCAAAAUCCAAUCCAGUCAUGCUACCGACUCGACCUGCUCCACCACCACCUCCUCUACCCGCGGAAACCCCUUCAGAACAUGCUGAUGAUAUUCAAACACCUCCUUCUGGCGAUCUUUCUCGUGAAUCAUCAAAUCGAGCUCAUUUCCGUUUACCACUUGAACAAGAUCCAGAGAUACGAAAAGACUUUGAAGCUCGUAUCGCAGCUGCCACAGCGGCUCUGAAUCGUACCCCGUCGGUGUCAAAUAGCAAGCUAGAUAGGAAGUUCAGCAAGAAAGGCGGUCCAAUGGUCAUUUCAUCACCAAAACUAGUAUCUUCUACUGCUAAUGUACCUACCACACCUUUGACAGCUGAAAACCAAGUUGAACCGGGACUAGCUAAGAGUCUGGAGAAGUCGAGUGGAUCAGGUAGUAAGAUGAGUUUGAAGUGGAAGAAAUUCACAGGAUUAAGAGGUAAAGGACCCAGUUUCUCUGGUAACGAGGUCACGCCAUACCCACCGGCUCCUCAACAACCAGUUCAAAGCAAGCUAUCACCGAAUAAACAGCUUCAGCAGCAGCAACAACAGCAAAUACAACAGCAACAGAGCAAGCUGUCACCGAUACACAAUGUAGCAGUGGCUCAAGGUGGUUUACAAAGAUCUGUUUCUGCUUCGGUGGCCAAGAAACUUGAAGAUCCAAUCAGCCUUCGGGCGGAAUAUCAUCCUGAAGCUCCUCCUACAGCUCCACCCAACUUGGAUGCUUUCAUAUUUCCUCCGCCGCCUGAACGUGCGGCUCAUCCUACAACCUCUGCUCCACAACAGGAUGUACCUUCCCCGCCGAGCAGUCUAGGCCAUUCGAGCGGUCUCAAACAUGUCAUGAGCAAGAUGAAGCGGUCGAAAGAAAUCUCUCCUCCACCUCAACAAGCACAAGGUAGAUCUCAGAGCCCCAUUCCUGCUCAAACCGGAACUGUCAGCCCGUUACCUGCUAUCGAUGCCAUCACGAAACAGCCGCCACAACAUACGCCUACUUCAUCUGACGAAGACGCGAGAUACAAGUUCAUUGAAGCCGGAAGAGCUUUAGGUCUGACCGAAGAACAACUGAACGAUAUGUUAACUGCGAAAGGUAUGGCUGGUACUGCUUCAUCAGCGCCUGCUGUACCUUCACCGCUUUCUGCAACUCCUGUUGUAUCGGAUGAGAAAGUGGUCAAGCAUGAGAAAGAGAAGAAAGGCUUAUUCCGCUCAAUAUCCAAAGCACGCAGGGCUCAACCUUCCCCUACACCUAUAUCAGCACCUGUACCGAUUAGUGGAUUGGCACCUCCCGCGCCUGUUACUGAAUCGCUACCAGCUCAUAUACCUGAUAGAGUGGUCGUCAGGCGAACCAUGAUCUUACCAGAAGGACUCAAUAUAAUUCCAUCUACGCCGCAGACCACAUCUACCACACCGAAGAUACCAGAAUCACCAGACUCCUCCUCACUUCGACCUGGAAUCAACCCACAGCGUAAACAAUCUAUUCGACGUAAACCCCUGAAACUGAGUGAAGAAGAUCAUGAAUUGGUAUCCAACUCUCCCCCAGCCCAUCGAAGGAACUUCUCCUUCUCAAAUGCCUCUCUUGAUUCUUCUGGUACCAACACACCUACCAACCCAUCUUUCACACCUUCGCCGUCAAACUCUCAGAACCAAGUGCUAACGACUGGCACGGGAGCAGCGGAAUUACAUGGAUUGGGAUUCUUACAUCCGAAUAGCACCCCUCUCAAUAAGAAGUCUUCCGCACCAAGCUUGACCCCAAGUCCGGGUAAUUCGUCGACCGGAGGUGGAGACGACGAGUCCCAUGCGAGAUCAUCAACAGGAGGAAGUUUGAUCGAUAUGUACAGGAAUGAUGAUGAUGAAGAAUUGUUAGAGAGUCCCGAAAAGAAGACCUCGGCUACGUUCAGUCAUGAUGAUGAGGUCAUUGGUGGGCAUGCGAGGAGGGGGUCGGAAGAUGCCUUGGGCAGAGGAUCGCUAGAUAGGAGGAGGAUGACUCAGGCUGUGGAGAUUACUGAAUACGCAGAUGGCCAAGUGAUUUGGAAUAUAGUCGAUGCCUUGCGAACUUCAGUUACUGGAUCAGUCGAUGGCGAAGAAUAUACAUUCGAUACUCCCGGUGGACCACACUCUAGAUCCACUAGCUACUCUUCUAGCGUGAGAAAUUCGGUCAUACCUGAAGAUGAAGAUGUUUUCCAUGCUGCUGGCAAUAAUGCUGGAUGGCCUCAGGCUUUGGGUAAUGGCACCGCAGGCUUGAAUUUCAGGCAUAGAGAUAGGAAUGUACCCAAGAAACCUAGACCACCUACGGAUGUUUAUUUCACUUCCCAUGCUGAUGUAGCCGAUCUGAUUGACCACUUAUCUCGUGACCUCGAUGCUUCUCACGGUCGUAUCGACAUCAUCUCUCAUCCCACCUCUGACAGCAGCGAUUGGCCGCAUUCCAACAAUUCUCCAUUCGGUUUCCAAGAUUCCGCCACUACGACCAUACCUACUACACCUGAACGAGUCCAACGAAGACCAAGUCAAACUAAGUCUCCGGCCCACUCACAAUUUGAAGAUGCCCCUUCACCUGCACAAGUCUCACUUCGACCAGCUAUGAGUCCAGUCAAAGCAGACCAAUAUCAUAAUAGUGGCAAUAUGGUUGAGAAUCUUAGUCCUGGCCCUCAAAGACAGCUGUUCAGUGAAGCUAACUCGAGAGGUCAAAGUUACAUUUCGACUGGCGGUUCAGCAGUUGGAUUUAGUCCGUCAAGUAAGAGUUUUGCAAGUUCCGUUUCGGGUCAGGGUAAAUCGGUAGAAGAUAGGUUACAGGCGUUACUGGAUAGAUUGAAAGGUGAUGGCAUUGGUAGGACGCGAUUGUAA